AUGGCGGACGAGAAAGGUCUCUCUCAUGCGCAUACUGCCUCGGAUAAUGGUGUGGGAGAGAUCCAUGAUCUUACUCAGCUCGGUUACACGCCAGAAUUGACGAGGAAUAGAUCCAUGCUCACGCUGUUGUUCCAAUGUCUUGCUAUUGCUGCUAUUCCAUAUGGAGAAGGCAGUCCACUUAUGAGUGCCAUCUACGGCGGCGGCCAACUGUCUAUCUUCGUCGGCUGGAUAGUUGUGUGUGUCCUCGAUGAAUGUAUCGCCCUCUCCCUCGGCGAACUCGCCUCCCGCUAUCCAACCUCCGCCGGCCCCUACUACUGGACCUUCCAACUCUCCUCUCCCAAAUCCCGCAAGAUUCUCUCCUUCAUCAACGCCUGGACAUGGCUGAUCGGCAACUGGACAAUCACGCUGUCUGUCAACUUUGGCUUCGCAUCCUUGAUCGCAGGAGCAGUGGGGAUGUACCACCCAGACUACGCAAUGACGAACUGGGAACUCCUCUUGAUCUUCUACGCCUUGGUCAUCGCUACACUUUUCAUCUGCGCACUGGGAAAUAAAUUCUUGCCCAUGGUUGAUACAAUCUGUGCUGCUUUUACUGCCAUCUCCAUCAUCAUCAUCUUGAUUGCGUUGGCCAGCAAAGCAGAUGCCGGACGCCAUUCUGCAGCUUAUGCGCUGUCUCACUACGAUAAAUCUUUCUCUGGAUACGGCAACUUUACUUUUUUCAUCGGAUUGCUACCUGCUGCGUAUUGUUUUUCUGCUUUGGGCAUGAUUGCCUCGAUGGCUGAGGAAUGCGAUAACCCUUCUGUCAAAGUGCCUAGAGCAAUCGCUCUGUGUGUUCCCGUCGGUGGCAUUGCUGGCUUGUUCUUCGUCAUCCCGAUUUGUGUGUUACUACCCAAUCUGGCUGAUAUUGUGGAAGCACCUGCUGCUCAAGCUUUGCCCUUUAUUUUUCAUAGAGUCAUGGGAUCACCGGGAGGUGGCUUGGGACUGACAUUCUUGGUGCUGAUCAUCACGCUAUUUUGCAGCAUCAGCAUCACUACUGCUGCAAGCAGAUGCACAUGGGCUGCUGCGCGCGACCAUGCGAUACCCUUCUCCAACACUUUUGCUUCUGUCAACACGAAGUUGGGUGUUCCUCUCAACGCUCUCUUACUUGUCACGCUCUUGCAACUGUUGCUGGGGCUCAUCAACCUAGGUUCAACCUCAGCCUUUACAGCCUUCGUCUCCGUCGGCGUCAUCGCCCUCGCCAUCUCCUACGCCAUACCCAUCGCUCUGUCUCUACUCAACCGCCGCAAACAAAUCGCCACCGCAAACUGGAAGAUGAGUAAUGCGAUUGGCUACGUUGUUAAUAUUGUAGCGGUGGCUUGGAUUGGGUUCGAGUUGAUUUUGUUUUCCAUGCCUGGCGCGUUGCCGGUCACGGAAGUGUCGAUGAAUUAUGCUAGUGUGGUGCUUUUUGGAUUUUUGGGUAUGGCUGGAGUGUUUUAUGCUUGUUGGGCUAGGAAGGUGUACAAGGGGCCUCCUGAGAGUGAUGCUAUCGAGUAA
Aureobasidium namibiae CBS 147.97 is the source of this 1530-nucleotide messenger RNA. Its product is annotated as amino acid transporter. Gene Ontology annotation, molecular function: transmembrane transporter activity. The record is from RefSeq and is a predicted model, not a curated record. Gene Ontology annotation, biological process: transmembrane transport. The coding region runs from base 1 to 1530 and encodes 509 amino acids. Lineage: Eukaryota; Fungi; Ascomycota; Dothideomycetes; Dothideales; Saccotheciaceae. Gene Ontology annotation, cellular component: membrane. The transcript has 3 exons.